GUGCCUUACUCUCUUCUGAGGCAAUAGCCAACAUUCUUAGAAAACAAAGAAAAACUCAAGAAACAUAAUUAAUGGCUAAGAUCUCUGGCAAUUUUGCCAUGGCGUGUAUACAUGCAGCAAUUCUGUUUGUAUAUGUCAUGACUGUAGCAAAUGCUGCAAGGGUGAUGAUGCCUCUACACCCUUAUAUGCGGGAACAAGAAAAGCCCGUCUCCAAUAUCUUCGAUACUUCCAAGUAUGGUAUUUUACAGCUUGGCAAUGGCUUGGCCAAGACUCCUCAGAUGGGAUGGAAUAGCUGGAAUUUCUUUGGCUGCAAUAUCAAUGAAAAAGUUAUCAAGGAAACAGCUGAUGCACUUAUUUCAACUGGUUUGGCCAAAUUAGGCUAUAAUUAUGUGAAUAUAGAUGAUUGCUGGUCCGAGCCAUCACGGGAUUCAGAUGGUCAACUAAUUCCUGACCCUAAGACGUUUCCAUCAGGAAUUAAAGCUCUUGCUGAUUAUGUGCAUUCUGAAGGCCUCAAGCUCGGUAUCUACUCAGAUGCAGGGGCUUUCACAUGUCAAAAGCGACCUGGAUCACUUCAACAUGAAUAUGAUGAUGCAGUUCUUUUUGCAUCUUGGGGUGUUGAUUACUUGAAGUACGACAACUGUUUCAAUCUGGGCAUUGAUCCAGAAGAAAGAUAUCCACCAAUGCGUGAUGCAAUAAAUGCAACUGGACGCACAAUAUUCUAUUCACUUUGCGAAUGGGGCGUGAAUGACCCUGCCUUGUGGGCAGGCAAGAUUGGAAACAGUUGGAGAACAACAAAUGACAUUAAUGAUUCAUGGGCAAGCAUGACUGAAAUUGUCGAUAUCAAUGACAAGUGGGCAGCCUAUGCAGGACCUGGAGGAUGGAAUGAUCCCGAUAUGUUAGAAGUUGGAAAUGGGGGCAUGACGUACCAGGAGUAUCGAGCACAUUUUAGCAUUUGGGCCUUGAUGAAGUCACCGCUUUUGAUUGGUUGUGAUGUAAGAAACAUGAGUGCAGAGACAUUUGAAAUUCUAAGCAACGAGGAGGUUAUUGCGGUAAACCAAGAUCAUCUUGGGGUUCAAGGAAGGAAAGUUUUUGCUUACGGGCCUGAUGGCUGCUAUCAGAUUUGGGCUGGUCCCCUGUCCGGGCAACGUUUGGUUGUUGCAUUAUGGAAUAGAUGUUCAAAAACUGCUACUAUUACCGCUAAAUGGCCUUCACUUGGACUUGAAUCUUCUAUCAUCGUCUCAGUAAGAGAUUUGUGGAAGCACGAGUUUGUUUCUCAGAAUUCAAAGUCCUCAUUCAGUGCACGAGUUGAUGCUCAUGCCUGCGAAAUGUACAUUUUUACUCCAACGAUGGAAACUCACUCGGCAACUUAAUCAGAUGAUUAGAGAGAGCUUUAUUUCUUGGUACAACCUGUUUGGGAAGUUGAUAGCCAAGUUAUGUGCAGAAACAAAUAAUUUUACUGAAGAUGAAGAGUAGAACCUUAGGCAUUUAUGUUGUAUUGUGUGAUUCAUGGUUGCUAUCUCAGCUUCUAAUGGAGCUCAGAAGAUGGGCAAUUUAGCUUGUAAUCAUGAAUAAGUUAGAACAGUUAGCAGUCUGUACUGCAAUUAUAGAGAGUCAUAGGAUUGAGAUUGGAAGUUUUCACACUGUUGAUUGUAUGAUUUGUUACUUUGUCAGUUAAAUAUUGUAUUUCUAUUA
Messenger RNA from Olea europaea var. sylvestris, 1692 nucleotides. RefSeq names its product alpha-galactosidase 3-like. Bases 72 to 1370 code for a protein of 432 amino acids. The record is from RefSeq and is a predicted model, not a curated record. Gene Ontology annotation, biological process: carbohydrate metabolic process. Gene Ontology annotation, molecular function: hydrolase activity, hydrolyzing O-glycosyl compounds. Lineage: Eukaryota; Viridiplantae; Streptophyta; Magnoliopsida; Lamiales; Oleaceae. The transcript is spliced from 15 exons.